GAGGGCCCUGGGAGAAGAUGUUGGUGUUCAGGGGGAGAUAAGGCCAUGAGAAUCCUGUCAGGAGGAAAAGAACCUCCAGGGAGAAGCCUCCAGGAGAGCUCUCAGCUAAAAGGAGCAAAGAUGAGCCCUGGGGGAACAGGGGUGGAGAGCAGUGAAUUGUUGAUUGAGAGAGGGACUCCAGAGAAGGCUUCCAGAGAGUCAGCUCUCUACAACUGACCUGGAAGGACUUCAAGGUGACUGACCAGGCUGGAGAGCGAUGGCAUGGAAGAUGUAGAUUUUAGCAGAACCAGCACAGCAGGAAUAAGGGUUGCUAGAGGAGAAGGACCCCAACAGUGCCAUGCUCUGAAGCCAGAGGUUUAUUCUGGUGCCUAAUCAGAUGCCUUGAGGACAUCCUGCAGCAGAAUCCUCAUCUGAAAAACCUUCCAGUUUAUCUUGGACCCUUGUAUGAGUGUUUGUGGGAGCUACAGAGGGAGUAGCAGUGCCAAGGGAAAAGCAGCAAAAAGAAAGAGAAUGAAAAGGCAGCAUUUCUGAGUCCUUAGCUGAAUUAGCAGGACAAACCUUGUGGGAAGGAGCAGUAAUCGGGCAACGUGCAGCUCUCCUUCGGGAAUGUUUACAGCUGAUCACACCGCAGCUGGAGUGCUAGAGUGAGUGAACGCUGGGCUCUCUUGACACAAAUGUGAAGUAGAGUUUUGCUGCAGCUAGAGGGCUGUGCUGAUGCACAUUUCCAGUGCUGUGUCUGGCUAUGCUGAUGCACAUUUCCAGUGCUGUGUCUGGCUAUGCUGAUGCACAUUUCCAGUGCUGUCUCCGGCUGCACUGAGGCGCGGUCCCCAGUGCUAUACCUGGUGCUGUCACUGACUACCUAAGACUUCUAAGCAAAGCAGCUCAAGAAUCCACCCUGAAAGGAGGAGGCUAGAAUCAUGCCAGGUGAAGGACUGUUCCUAGCCAGCAUCAUGCCUGGAUCAGGUUUACUUCAACUACCUUCUCUCCAACUUAGUGGAUGAGACACUCUUCAUCACUCAGACUGGAGCAAUUGGCAGGAGAGGUUGAGACUGGGGGUGUGGGCCUCACUCUCUGGAGUGACUGAGUGUGCAGCUGUAGGGAGAGAACAACCACGUAAUUAUGGAGAGAUAGCAUCCAUGGGUACCGAGGUGAUAUCCUAGCCUGACUGCAGAUCAGUAAAUGAAGAUCUUAAAUAUGACUGGAUGUAACAUUGAAACAUGCAAUAUCCACUAAACGCUUCCCUGCAACCCCGUAUAGGGCCAUUUAUCAGCACGCUUUGCUCAUGGUCCUUCAGGCAGUUUUCUGUCCAGUUCAGUGACUAUUUCCCACUUCGAAUGAACUUUGGCAGAAAAAAAUGGUUACCCUCCCGUUAGCUCCUCCAGGCCAUUUUCAGCAUAAUGGAAAGUCUGAGUGAGCUUCAGAACCCACUGCUGGCCAAGAGCAGCAGGCAUCUUCAUGGUAGCUACUCCUACCAUCAGCAUCACCCUAGUCAUUGCUGCCAGGGGAAACUUUACAUCUUUCAAAACACUGGCAGUGCCAGGACUCACCAGCUGCUGGAUGCCAGUUCUCUGCAGCUGGCUGUUGAAGCAUUAUAUGGUCCCAACUUCAUCCUGGUGAAGGAUGAGACCAGUCUCAAGGCCAAGGACAACAAGGGGGAGAGCUGCGAGAUGACCUUCAUGGAAAACAAAGAGGUCCCCUCUGAGGCUGCAGAUGGGCGAGAAAAACAAGGGCCAUGCCAGAUGGAGAGUGACAUCAGAAUCCAAACAGUGUCCUAUGAGGUGGAGGAGGAAGAAUUCCAGGAGUAUGAGAGUGACUCCUCGAGUGACAGUGAGAGUGAGGAUCAUUUCCUGAUGCUCCCCCCACGAGACCACCUGGGCCUGGCCAUUUUUUCAAUGCUCUGCUGCUUCUGGCCCCUGGGGAUUGCUGCCUUCUACUUCUCCCAUAGGACCAGCAAGGCUGUCUCCAAGGGGGACUUCCAUAUGGCAAGUUUGGCCUCCCGGAGGGCCCUCUUCUUUGCUGCGCUCUCCAUCACCAUUGGCACAGGGGUCUAUAUUGGUGUGAUUGUAGCACUCAUUGCUUAUCUAUCCAAAAGCAGCCAUGUAUAGCAGAGACCUUGACGCCAAAGCUCAGCACUCUGCACCCAAAGGCCAAUGCUAGUGAAAUUCACGCUUUUGUGUGGAGCAUAGGACAGAACGCUUGCAAGGGCUACUGAGCAGUUCCAUAAGUGGAGGGAUCCAGGCUUGGAUGUGCUGUACAGGCUCUUUCCCUUUUACAUGAACAAUAGACUCCAUUCUCCUUUACACCUUGGACAAUCGGCUAACAACAUCCCACUAGUAAAGAAUUCAGCACAGGCUGAAAGUCCUGGAUUCUGAGGCUAAGAGGAGCAUGUUUCACUUAAGGAAGAAUGUGGAAGAGAUAUUUUUAGUUCAUCUGCAAUGCCUGGUGUAGCCACUUAUAGUUUUCAAAACAACAUGUUCACAUUCUAGUCCUGCACUGUGAAUCCCACCACCUAGUAUAUCACAGCCCUGGUCUGAUUUUGAGGCAUAUGGGGAAGAGGGCAGUGGGCAAUUAAUUCUCUGGCUGCUCUUCCUUUUAGGAGAGAGGGCUCAUAGGCUGAUUGCAAGAGAGAUUGCUCAGGGGUCCUGUUGUGGGGAGAACAUUUCAGUUUUAGGGCUAUUGAUUGGCAACUGCCCCUUUAAUAGCCACAAACUAGGAGGACACAGUGCAGCUCUGAAUAAAGAGAGAGCUCUGGGACUCGGUCUUCAGAACCUCAGCUAACAGCUCUACCACCAGGCUUUACCCUAGUCUCAUUUACCAAUCCGUAGCUCAGCCCUUGGUGAGUCAGACCUAGCUCUUGAGUCAUACAUCCAUUCUGAACAAGACGAUGGAAGGUCUUUUGGGUUGGUAAUUGUGUGUCAUCAUUUCAUGUGUAGAAGCUGGUUGGGAAAAGCCUCACAAUUCUUGGGCAUUAUCAUCGUCACAGUAGCACCUAGUGGCCCAACUGAGAUGGGGAUGCUGUUGUGCUAGGUUCUGUAAAGACACGGUGUAAGAGCUCCGGCUCCAAAGAACUUAGUCUCAGGAGACAAAACAAAGGCUGUGUGUGAAAGGGAGGCACUGAGCGCUGACAUGAUUUACCCAAGGUCACAGAUCAGGGGCCUCAGGGGGCAUAGCACCCGAGGCCAGAGUGCUAGCCCCUAGGCUAGGUACCUCACCUUUAGCUUGAUCAGUGAGCAAUGAAACACUCCAGGUACCACCAUUUAGGGCAACACCCAGAAGAAAAGAUCUUGUUCUGCCCCAAUGCAUCUACUCCCAGGUAAAUAACAACCCUCUUGCCAGAAUUGGCCUGAUCCCAUUCAUGCUGGUCACAGACAAAUAAGGAGGUAAACAAAAAACCCUCUUAACUCAGCUUUGUGUAUAACCUCCAGCCAAAAAUACUGUUUGUUACUGGACGGAAGCUAGAGAAUGAGAAAAUAUAUGUUCCAGGUUUGGAGACUGAAUGACAAGCAGUGGAGCCAAACCCCAUGUGGAGGGUGGGAAGAGGUGUCUGUGCAAGGCUCUGUGCUGGAUGGGACCCACGUUGGAAACGCCAGUGCCCCUUAGCCCUGCUUACAGCCUAUUGCUUAUGUGUAUAGUGCCAAUAACACGCUAGGCGCUUCACAGAUGGAUGUGGAGGCAAGAUCUUUGCCCCAAAGAGCUUACCAUAAAGAGACACUUUCUGCUUCAACCUGAGCUCCACUGUAGGCCUCAGAUACCACAUCUCAAACCCUCCUCACCUUGGCCAGACCUCCCCGCACUUCUUUCCUUGCCUCCCCACACCUCACCCUGAUGGGGCCUAGGCAGGCUCCCAACUCACCCCUCCCCUCCCUGUGCACACUAUAGCAUGUUUUGUAAGAGACUCAGCAUGUUCCUUGAUCCAUGUAUUGUUCAUAUGUACAUUCCCUUCUAAAGCAGCAUGUUAAUAUCUGAGAUUUCUAUUGUACUUGAGCCAUAAAAGAAGGAAACACACAAGAGAAGAGAUCUGUUCAGAAGCUUCUCUGAAGGUCCCAUUAUAUUUUAUAACAUGAAAGAGUUAAUAAAAGAGACGGAAACAGGAA
Molecule: messenger RNA, 4094 nt
Organism: Dermochelys coriacea (leatherback sea turtle)
Lineage: Eukaryota; Metazoa; Chordata; Testudines; Dermochelyidae
Gene: SYNDIG1L
Product: synapse differentiation inducing 1 like
Exons: 9
Coding region: 1398-2105 (235 amino acids)
Cellular component (GO): membrane; intracellular membrane-bounded organelle
Source: RefSeq, a predicted model, not a curated record